Botrytis fragariae is the source of this 183-nucleotide messenger RNA. RefSeq lists its product as uncharacterized. NCBI's taxonomy places the organism in Eukaryota, Fungi, Ascomycota, Leotiomycetes, Helotiales, Sclerotiniaceae. The record is from RefSeq and is a predicted model, not a curated record. Bases 1 to 183 code for a protein of 60 amino acids. The transcript has 2 exons.
AUGGGAGGUGGAGGUAAAGAUAACCCAGAAUAUAAUUAUGGUAUUCUAGAAGUUCUAUUUAUUCAAUUAUUAAGAGUUAUUAAUAUCGAAAACCUUAUAAAACUUUAUAAAAAAGCCAACAAAUACAGUGGGCAAAAUAACAAUUUUGUUUAUAAAUACUCAAUAUUUCUCAACAACUAUUAA